UCCUUGUGUUGCAGAGCAACCAGCACUUCGUUGUUGAUGGGCUGGCUGGCUGGUUCAUAGCCCUCAUACAUAACACUUCAUAACACGCUGCUGCUCCUUACUUCCUUUGCCCUCCGAGUCCUAUGAAUAGCGGAUACACAGUUCCUUAAGGAUCAUCUAUCGACGUGUCUCGCCUGCUGAGCUCCAAAAAACUCUUACAACUUUCCGGAGAGCUUCAUUAAAAUAACCAAAGAAUUAUCAGGAGAACUAUACAACCAGCUCGUCAUAAGCUCCUCGAGUGGAACCCAUACCUUCGCCCCUCAGUUUGCCGUCUCCCCGCCGAAAGACACCGACGAUGUAUCGCCCCGCGGCAGCCAAAAGUGACCAUGCUGCUUUCGACAUCCCCUCCUCUCGACCCCUGACCUCACCUAAAUUGCACACCCGUCACAAACGGUCUCGUUCCCGCUCAAAGCUUCCACCGGCACUCUAUGACAUCCUUUAUGUCUACCCGGCCUCCUUCCGUACCCUUCUCUUUCUUCUGAUUAUCGGGGGAAUUCUAUUCUGGCUUUCCACCCAUCUUUUCGUCUUUGCUCGCUUCAUGUUUGUGGAUACAGUGUUUUCUGCAGGCUGGUUCGCAUCCCAUCAUCUGGCGCUCAGGAAACAGCCGUUGCUAUUUGUACAUUCGCCUUGGUCAGCCGCGAUUGUGUGGGAGACCACUCAACCCCGAUCAGAAGGAAACCACAAACACGUAGGCAUCGGAUUACGUUACUGGAAGCAGAUUCAAACCAAUACCCGCGCCUCCGGAUUCGGUUUCCCCAAAACGACUGCCAAGCCGCACUUGAUCGCUCCGAAGGUACAGGUAGAGCAGGCUGAAGGUCGAGAGGGUCGAAACAGAUGGGUCCACUCGGUUCAUUUGGACCAUCUAGAAUCUGGUACCACUUAUGAAUACGAACUUGUCCUGGAAUCCGGCAGCAUUGAUCCGCUUACUGGUCUUCCCGCCACGGUCAGAACCUACGGCAAUUACCAAUUCAAAUGGCUAGGUGUCAACCCACCCGACCCUGCCUCGGUUGACCAUCUCUCCUCUAUGGUCGUGACCACCAACAAAACGAUAAGUCCAAUCGAAAUGUUUGUCAUCGGUGACACUCAUUCCAGUCCUGGAACUCUGAGGCCGUUGAUUAAGAAAGCACACAACUUGAAAUCUUACCUGCCCCCUCGAGGAAGUUUAUUUGGAGUCCGUAACAUAACCAACUCCCCGCCGCCGUCGCAUCCACACUUGAUGAUUCACAUGGGCAACGCAGUCCAAGAGGCCCGCGAUUUGAAGCAGUGGCAAACCGAAUUUUGGGACCCGGUCACCUUUCAACAGAAAUCCAGCUCUGAGAUCCCAAUCAUAUAUGCCCGCGGAUCCCACGACUUUGACGUCAAAGGAAAGAGUAUCUAUACCGCUGGUCUGUCGCAUGUUCAGGUUGGUGAAAUCAAUCGGACGCGAGUUGCUUUAUUGAAGAAUCAAAAGAACAGAGUUAUCUUGCCCGGUGUCUCCAUUGCCGAACGUCAAUAUGGGGCCAUACUUUCCGCACCCAGGGAUCAUCGAACUCGUGGCACUUUCUUUGCCUACUCGCCCCAUCCCCGUGCUAGAGUGCUUGUAUUGGACAGCAACCUUGCCGUUGAUAGACAGGCAUUCUUUAAGAGUCGUAGCAGUCUCACCGAAGUUGGUGAUCAGGAACAUUGGUUGCUCUGGGAAAUGGCGCGGCCGGAAUGGAAAGAAGCCAGUCUUCGACUUAUCGUUGUCAACCAAGCCCCUUUUGUCGAACACGCUGAUGAGCAGAUGUGGAAGCACGACAAGGAUGCCCAACUAAAUCAUUACAUCCGCACAGUAUACGCGCCCCAUUUCCAUGCGACCUCCGAUGUGACGAGGAUGUAUGACAUCCCACCAGCAACUUUGGUCAUUUCAUCCAACGAAGUUCCGGCUUACUCUCGCGGUCUGCUUCGGACUUACUUUACCCCUUACUUCUUCGAAAAUGGCCCAUCUUCAAACAUCCCACCAUCGCUUAUCAAGCAGCACGAGAUGGCACGCUACUCCGACCUUGAUCCGCAUUCGCAUGAAGAGGACCAUGGAGUGAUAUAUGUGGUCACACCCGGAUCAGGAAAGUACCAGAAAAACGCGCCGUCAAAGGUGGAACAUUGGGGCUUUUACGAAACAUCUCAGAGUCACCUGAAACAGCAUAAGACUCGUGCCACAAGUGGCGGUGGCGCUGAUUACUUCAGCCCUCUGACACUCGACAUGGCGCCUGAAUUCGAAACCGACGAGAUGUGGCUCGAAGAUUCGCAUGAGAACACGGCCCGACGACAGCGGUGGUCUGACGAAAAUGUCCGGGUCUAUCGGAUCGCAGGUAGUCAGCUGCCCUGCCCCAUCAAAUAUUCUGAAGGUGAUCAUCACAUCAAACAGUACACCGCCAUCGACCGACUAUACUGGCGUACCAUGGAUGCCAAAGGAAGACUGGUCGAUCGGUUCGUGGUCGAAGCGACAAGCUGUCGACAAACGAACUGAACAGUUUUACACAUCGUUGCGGCUUGGAUCGACGGGUAUCAUCGAUAAUUUGAAGAUUUUUCUCUUUCCUUACGAUCUCCUGUUGAAACCGAAAGUUUUUCAAUUCUGUUCGGAAUCAGUGGGCUAGCUGUGCGUUGCAUUCACUUAUAUUAGCCGUGAUGUUGCGGACUUGUUUCUCUGGAGAAGGCUUGCCAAUCGUAUCUUGCUUUCUUGUCCCAUAAAUCUUAUCCACUACAUAUUACAAGCGUAACUGCUCUUAUAGAAAUUCGACGAUUCUCGAUGUAUACUUGUCAUGGUCCUGAUGUGUUACAUCAUUAGAAUUGACCUCUCUUUCCGAUUGCUCUUCUCAACAAGUCCUUGAUAAUAUGUUUAUAGUCAUUUCUCCCAUGGUGCCUUCUUCUGCGCCUGUUUUUCUUGUCUAGCCUUUUCUCUCCUCGCUUUGCUUGUUCUUUCUUCUUUUUACUUGGAAAACAAAAACUGAUCGAGAGCCACUUCAAUUUUCUAGAGAAUUCAGG
Puccinia graminis f. sp. tritici CRL 75-36-700-3 is the source of this 3039-nucleotide messenger RNA. RefSeq lists its product as uncharacterized. The coding region runs from base 335 to 2524 and encodes 729 amino acids. The record is from RefSeq and is a predicted model, not a curated record. The transcript has 3 exons. NCBI's taxonomy places the organism in Eukaryota, Fungi, Basidiomycota, Pucciniomycetes, Pucciniales, Pucciniaceae. Gene Ontology annotation, molecular function: acid phosphatase activity.